AUGGACAGAGUGUAUUUGGAUGAGAAUGGGGAACUGGCAGCAGACUUGGACAUUGUGAACUGGGUGAAGUUUCCCAAUGAGUCCAUCCUCAGGGUGAAGUUUGGGAGUUUAUGCAGACGGGGAUCCCCAGGCCUACAGCUCACCAUAGAUGAAGAGGCCAUUGUGUGGCCCAAAUGGCUCAACCAGACCCUGCCUCCUUCCAGGUGUGUGGAAAGUUGCCGGCCCGGAUUUGUCAAGGUGGUUCAGGAAGGAAAGCCACUUUGUUGCUACGACUGCCUUCCCUGCGCGGAAGGGACCAUCUCCACUCAGGAAGAUGCAGAGCGUUGUACCAGAUGUCCAAAAGAUCAGCAUCCAAACAAGAAUCAAGAUCAAUGUAUCCCCAAGGUUAUCACCUUCCUGGCCUAUGAAGAAUAUUUGGGGAUUCUCUUGGCUUCCUUCGCCCUGUUUUUGUCCUUAACCACAGGCUUUGUGUUAGGAAUCUUCAUUAAAUUCCUAGAAACUCCAAUAGUCAAAGCCAACAACCGGGAUCUCUCCUACAUCCUCCUCGUCUCCCUCCUGCUCUCUUUUAUGUCCUCCUUCCUCUUCAUCGGCCAGCCAAGGAAAGCAACCUGCCUUCUCCGACAAAUGACCUUCAGCAUCAUCUUUUCGGUUGCGGUCUCUUCUGUCUUGGCAAAAACCAUCACUGUGGUGCUGGCCUUUCUGGCCACAAAACCAGGGAACAGAGCGAGGAGAUGGCUGGGGAAGGGACUGGCCAACUCCAUUGUCAUUUCCUGUUCCAGUGUCCAAGUUGUCAUCUGCACCAUCUGGCUGGGGACCUCUCCCCCAUUCCCAGACACAGACAUGCACUCCCAGCCUGGAGAGAUCAUUUUUCAAUGCAACGAAGGGUCCGUUGCCAUGUUUUAUGUUGCCCUGGGCUACAUGGGCUUCCUGUCUGCUGUCUGCUUCACAGUGGCUUUCCUGGCCAGGAAGCUGCCUGGGGCCUUCAAUGAAGCCAAGCUGAUCACCUUCAGCAUGCUGGUCUUCUGCAGUGUUUGGGUGUCCUUUGUGCCCACCUCCCUGAGCACGAAGGGGAAAUACAUGGUAGCUGUGCAGGUCUUCUCCAUCUUGGCCUCCAGUGCUGGCCUUCUGGGCUGCAUCUUCAUGCCCAAGUGCUACAUUAUUGUCCUGAGGCCUGAUCUGAAUACAAAGGAGCACCUGAGGACAAAAACUAAGGAUGGUAUCUGA
This is a messenger RNA of Rhineura floridana, 1224 nucleotides long. Its product is annotated as vomeronasal type-2 receptor 26-like. The coding region runs from base 1 to 1224 and encodes 407 amino acids. The transcript has 3 exons. Gene Ontology annotation, cellular component: membrane. Lineage: Eukaryota; Metazoa; Chordata; Lepidosauria; Squamata; Rhineuridae. The record is from RefSeq and is a predicted model, not a curated record. Gene Ontology annotation, molecular function: G protein-coupled receptor activity. Gene Ontology annotation, biological process: G protein-coupled receptor signaling pathway.